Messenger RNA from Belonocnema kinseyi, 491 nucleotides. RefSeq names its product U6 snRNA-associated Sm-like protein LSm8. The record is from RefSeq and is a predicted model, not a curated record. NCBI's taxonomy places the organism in Eukaryota, Metazoa, Arthropoda, Insecta, Hymenoptera, Cynipidae. Bases 81 to 371 code for a protein of 96 amino acids. The transcript has 4 exons. Gene Ontology annotation, cellular component: U6 snRNP; precatalytic spliceosome; U4/U6 x U5 tri-snRNP complex. Gene Ontology annotation, biological process: mRNA splicing, via spliceosome. Gene Ontology annotation, molecular function: RNA binding.
GGUGGCCAACAUAACCUCAAAACUGGAGGAAGCUGAGCGAAAAUCCUUCACUAUAUCUUUUAGAUUUAAUCGAAUUAAUAAUGGCUAGCGGCUUAGAAAGUUUCGUAAAUCACACUGUUUCCAUCAUCACGUACGAUGGUCGAAACUUUAUUGGAACUCUGAAAGGAUUUGAUCAGACGAUUAAUUUAAUUUUGGAUGAAUCACAUGAACGAGUUUAUAGUACAACACGAGGCGUUGAUCAAGUUGUUUUAGGACUACACAUUAUUCGAGGCGAUAAUGUUGCAAUCGUGGGUGAGCUGGACGAUGAGGUAGAUGCCCGACUGGAUCUCGCGGCCAUUCGUGCAGAGCCCUUGACUGCGGUAACGCACUAAAAUCAACUGCAGACCUCAUCUUCUGAUAAAAUCUAGCCGAAUUAUUUGAAAACCCUUUAUGUUAAUUAACCACAAACAAAACUCAUUUUGUAGUUUCCAAUUUAAAAAAAAAAAAAAGAA